This is a messenger RNA of Sesamum indicum (sesame), 1470 nucleotides long. RefSeq names its product alkaline ceramidase. Lineage: Eukaryota; Viridiplantae; Streptophyta; Magnoliopsida; Lamiales; Pedaliaceae. Gene Ontology annotation, cellular component: membrane. The record is from RefSeq and is a predicted model, not a curated record. Gene Ontology annotation, molecular function: hydrolase activity, acting on carbon-nitrogen (but not peptide) bonds, in linear amides. Gene Ontology annotation, biological process: ceramide metabolic process; defense response to other organism; autophagy.
AUGGGAAAAAGGGUUCCUGUAGAGUAUUGGAAACUCCUAUUACAUGACAGGGGCGCGUGCCAACACUCGCGAUCACGUUGGGUCGAGCGUUUCCAAGUUCGAAUCUUGUUCAAUUAAUAAAAUCCCUCUUUCGGAGUUUAAAUUUAAUAUUCCCAAUUGAAACAAUAAAGGGAAAGACGCGAAAAGUAAAAGGGAAAUCCGGCGAUGUACUACGAUUCGCACACACCAACAUAUAUAGAUACGCCUAUUCAACGGUAAUAUCUAUAUAUUUCUGCCGGAAUUCGAAGGUUUCUUGGGGUGCGUGCAGCGGCGGCGACUCAGAUCUGAGUUUCUAGGAUUCGUGGAACUUAUUUUACUUCCUGACACAAUCUUCAAAAGGUCUUUCACAUUCGAAGCCUUAAAUAUUGAGAAAUGGCAGAUGGUUUUUCAAGUUUUUGGGGCCCUGUAACAUCGACUCAUGAGUGGUGUGAGCCAAAUUAUGUCCACUCUUCCUAUAUUGCUGAAUUUUUCAACACCGUCUCUAAUGUCCCCUGCAUUAUUCUGGCACUUAUCGGUCUUGUGAAUUCACUGAGACAGCGUUUUGAGAAAAGGUUUAGUGUCCUUCAUAUAUCCAAUAUGGUACUUGCCAUAGGAAGCAUGUUGUAUCAUGCCACACUGCAGCGGCUGCAACAGCAAGGUGAUGAAACACCUAUGGUCUGGGAAAUGCUCCUUUAUAUCUACAUCCUAUACUCUCCGGAUUGGCAUUAUCGGAGUACAAUGCCAACUUUUUUGUUCCUCUAUGGUGCAGUAUUUGCAAUUGCACAUUCACAAAUUCGCUUUGAUAUUGGUUUUAAAGUGCACUAUGCGCUGCUUUGUCUUCUUUGCAUUCCUAGGAUGUACAAGUAUUAUAUUCACACAGAAGACAAAUCAGCUAAGCGGCUUGCAAAGUUUUACCUGGUAACUCUUUUAGCUGGGAGUUUCUGCUGGCUAGUUGACCGUCUGUUUUGCAAGGACAUCUCUUCUCUCUGGUACUUCAAUCCACAGGGUCAUGCCAUGUGGCAUGUUUUGAUGGGUUUCAACUCAUACUUUGCCAAUACAUGCCUGAUGUACUGGCGUGCUGAACAACGAGGGUGGAAUCCAAAAGUAAAGCAGUUUUUGGGUGUCUUCCCCUAUGUGAAGAUUCAAAAGCCGAAAAUCCAGUAGAAGGUACUGCUCGUUAGCACCGAGCAUUGCCCGAGUGAGAGUGAAUACAUGUUUCGUGCUGGUAGGCAAGCGCAAGUUGUGGUAAUUCGUUUUUGUCCUUUUCAUUUGAAGCAUGUAAUGUAAAUGAUAGCUGGGGGUAAUUUUGGUUGGUUGAUAGUGGUUAAUUUUGACUGUAAAAUUAGCAUUUUGGUGAUGUAGCAUAUUUAUAUGUACUCCCACAGAAGAUUACGUGAACUAGGUAUACUUUAUUGAUUUCUAAUCUUUGAUUCUCUGCUCGGACGUAUUUUA